AUGUUUGGUUGCGCGGCUCUGAUCACUCUCCUCCUCGAGGCGUCGGCCGCUGUGGCCUUCCCGGAUAUGGCGAACAGGUUAGCCAAGAGCCAUUUGCAAGAACGCAUUGCUCCUGUGGUUCCCUUCCCAGAAUUCCCAGGAGCUCCCACCCACGCGCUGUACAACAAGUUCGACGCAAAGGCCCAACUGGUCUCCACCAGCGGCGAGCACGCAUUCAUCGCCCCAGGCCCAGGUGACAUCCGCGGUCCCUGCUCCGGCUUGAACGCGGCUGCAAACCAUGGCUACAUCCCCCGCGACGGUAUCGCUACAGCCAGGACUAUCAACACGGGUCUCUGGGAAGCCUUCGGCCUCGACCAGACAGCCACCCUCUUCCUACAGACAGCAACCAUGUUCUUCGACGGCGACCCCCUAUCCGGACGAUGGUCGAUCGGCUACCACUCCGAGAAGACGCAAAGCUUGGGCGCCCUCGGCGACUUCCUGGGAAACGAGACGGGCAUCUGCGCCUACGGUCACUUGAAGACCGAAGGCGAUGCGUCCAUCACCCGCGGCGACUGGCUCGCGCCAACCCAGAACUCGAACUGCGCCUCGUACCCCGAGUUCGCGCAGGAGCUCCUCGAUCUCGCCACGGAGAUGACGGGAGGCAACAUCACUCCUCAGGUGCUGGCCCGGCACCAGUACAACCGCAAGCAGCACUCCAUCGCCACGAACCCGUACUACUUCUCCCCGGCCUACGCGGGCGCCAUAUUCACUUUCGGCGCCCACAUGUUCGCGUACGAGCUGCUGGCCAACCACUCUGCCGAGGAGCCGCGCGGCUUCCUGACACCCGAGGUCUUCGAGACCUUCUUCUCGUACACGCGCGACGCCAACAAGCAGCUCGUGUACACCUACGGCCACGAGCGCAUCCCCGAGAACUGGUACCGCCGCGCCCACGACGACGCGUGGACCCUCACCGACAUCCUGAUCUCGACGGGCCAGCAGUGCCUCGCGUACCCCUCCAACUGCGCCGUCGGCGGCAACACCGGCACCGUCAACUCCUUCGCCGGCGUCGAUCUCGGCGACAUCUCCGGCGGGCUCGUCAACUCCGUCACCGACCUCUCGAACCCGGAGAGGCUCGGCUGCUUCAUCAGCCAGGUCAUCCAGGCCGACGUGCCCAGCUUCCUGGACAACGUGUUUAACGGCGCGGCGCUGACCCGGGUGUUGGCCCUGAUCCCGACCGUGCUCUUGCCUGCCCUGGCGCCGCUGGGUAACUGCCCGGGCUUGCCGAAGGGGAAGAACAUGUUCCAGUAUGGAACGAUGUUCCCCGGUGCGCAGAUGAAGCGGCAGGGAACGCGAAAUCCGUACUAG
This is a messenger RNA of Drepanopeziza brunnea f. sp. 'multigermtubi' MB_m1, 1344 nucleotides long. RefSeq lists its product as uncharacterized. The record is from RefSeq and is a predicted model, not a curated record. Gene Ontology annotation, molecular function: peroxidase activity. NCBI's taxonomy places the organism in Eukaryota, Fungi, Ascomycota, Leotiomycetes, Helotiales, Drepanopezizaceae.